AUGCUUCUUCUUUUAACCCUUGUUUUGAGCUUGAUGCCGUUGUCUGAAGGCAAUUUUGCAAGUGCCACCGCUAUAACCAUGAGCAACAUAGCAAGGCCAGGCUGCCUUACACAGUGCGGGAACUUGACAGUUGAGUACCCUUUCGGCAUAGGCAAAGGCUGUUCUUUGGACGAGUCAUUUGAUCUGACCUGCAACUUGACUUAUAAACCCCCGAAGCUUUUUAUAAGGUCAGGGAACAUUGAAAUCUACAGCAUAUCAGAUUCCGAGAUGAGAAUUUACAAUCUGGUUGCUUACAAGUGCUACAAUGCAUCUGGGAAUGUAACUGAUGAACGUGAUGCGUGGACCAACUUGGAGACCACCCCUUUCACUUUUUCACCGAAGAACAAGUUCACUGUCAUUGGAUGCGAUGAUUUUGCUUUGAUCGGAGGAGCAACUGAAGCCGAGUUCACUAGUGGUUGUUUGGGAGCAUGCAGCAACGCAAAUGACGUCCCUUCUGAUGGGUACUGCUCCGGAAUUGGCUGUUGCCAGACAGCAAUACCAAAGGGUCUCAAAUUUUACCAAACUACAGUCCUGACCGUUGAUAACCAUACAGCAGUUCAUUCGUUCAAUCCUUGUGGUUUAGCAUUUCUUGGUGAGGAAGACAGCUUUCAGUUUGGUGGUGCACGGGAUUUGUAUAAUGCUACAGAGUUUUAUGAUAGGACAAUUGCAAGUGUCCCGGUGGUGGUCGAUUGGGUGAUUGGAGGCAACUCGAGUUGCGCACAGGCUAAUACCGAAUGCAAGGGAAAUAGCUUCUGUAGUGAUGCAGAUAUUGGUGGGUAUCGUUGCAGCUGCAACAAAGGUUACGAGGGCAAUCCUUAUCUUGAUCCAGGAUGCCAAGACAUUGAUGAGUGUAGCGAUAAAAACAACUUCCCCUGUUACGGCAAUUGCGAUAAUACUCCAGGGAGUUACAACUGUACAUGUUUGCCAGGAAACACUGGUGAUGCAAGAACAGCAGAUGGCUGUCGACCUGUUGCUAAAAAUUCAAAAUUCCCAGCUAUGGUAUUUUGCUUAGCUCUAGUGUUUGGCUUCGUGACCAUGUUAUCUGGGAUAACUGGGAUUUGCUUAGGCAUAAGAAAGAGGAAACUCAUAAAGCUACGAGAAAAGUUUUUUGAGCAAAAUGGUGGUGUGUUUCUGAAACAAAAGCUCAAGGCACCCGGGGCUAGUGACAACGUGACAAUAUUUAGUACUCAACAGCUCAGAAAAGCAACUGAUAACUAUUCCGAGGAGCGGAUUGUUGGGCGAGGUGGUUAUGGUGUGGUGUAUAAAGGAAUCUUGCAGGAUGAACGUGUUGUUGCAAUAAAGAAGUCUAAACUAGUGGAUGGGACCCAAGCAGAGCAAUUCAUCAAUGAAGUCUUGAUCCUUACACAAGUCAUCCAUAGAAAUGUGGUUAAGCUGUUAGGCUUUUGUUUGGAAGAGGAGGUACCCAUACUAGUUUAUGAGUUCAUAUCGAAUAACACCCUUUUCUAUCACAUUCAUCAUGGAUCAGGUGGAGUGAGUUCGUUAUCAUGGGAGAAUCGACUGAGAGUUGCUGCUGAAGCUGCAUCUGCACUUGCAUACCUUCAUUCACAAGCUACAAUGCCUAUCAUACAUAGAGAUGUCAAGUCUGCCAAUAUAUUAUUAGAUGAAAAUUACACCACAAAAAUAUCAGAUUUUGGUGCUUCAAGAUUGGUCCCUUUAGAUCAUGAUCAAGUCACUACUCUUGUUCAGGGUACAGUUGGGUACUUGGAUCCUCAAUAUUUCCACACAAGCCAAUUAACUGACAAGAGUGAUGUGUAUAGCUUUGGUGUGGUCCUUGCGGAACUUAUAACUGGGCAAAAACCCCUUUCUCCAGAUAGAAUUAAUGUGGAAAAAAUUUUAGCAACACACUUUCUCAAUUCAGUGAAAGAAAACCGUUUCCUUCAGAUUGUUGAACCGAGAGUACUACGUGAAGCGACUGUUGAGCAGUUACAAGCUGUACGUGAGCUCACAAGGAGAUGCCUUCACUUAGUAGGAGAAAAUAGACCAACUAUGAAAGAGGUGGCAAUGAUGCUAGAGGGUUUUAGGAAGUUCACAACUCAUCCUUGGGUUCAUCAACAAACAAGUGAAUCGAGAAGCUUAAUCCUAGAAGUCGAGCAAUCUGAUGUUUAUGGUGUCCUGCAAAAUCACAUGUAG
Molecule: messenger RNA, 2190 nt
Organism: Lactuca saligna
Lineage: Eukaryota; Viridiplantae; Streptophyta; Magnoliopsida; Asterales; Asteraceae
Source: the annotation of a GenBank genome assembly